Drosophila takahashii is the source of this 2720-nucleotide messenger RNA. Its product is annotated as luc7-like protein 3. Lineage: Eukaryota; Metazoa; Arthropoda; Insecta; Diptera; Drosophilidae. The record is from RefSeq and is a predicted model, not a curated record. Gene Ontology annotation, biological process: mRNA splice site recognition. Gene Ontology annotation, cellular component: U1 snRNP; U2-type prespliceosome. Gene Ontology annotation, molecular function: mRNA binding.
CAUAAAGAAAGCUAUCGAUAGCCCACGAAUUUUGUGAAAUAAUUUUAUUGAUUCUAUUUUGGCGAAUUUGUCGGUUAAACAGCCAACAAACACGUGUUUCGCAACGCUGCACGUGCGUUGAGUGGCUGCAGCUGUCCGCCAGGCCAGGAAACCCGGUGCGCGGCGCCCCUGGAGUCGCUGGAGCCCAGUUUCUGGGUGCACCCCCCGUUUUUUGGAGUUGAGAGAGGGAGAUUUUCCCAGCGCAAGUUUUUCGAGAUUCCCGAAAUGGUGGACGCCGCCAGGCAAAUGCUCGACGAGCUGAUGGGCAGGAACCGCAACCUGCAUCCCUCGGAGGCGGGCGCCAAGGUCAACUGGGAGGAUCCCGAGUUCUGCCAGUUCUACAACGUCAAGUUCUGCCCGCACGAUCUGUUCAUCAAUACCCGCGCGGAUCUGGGUCCCUGUGCCCGCAUCCACGACGAGGAGGCCCGCCAUCUCUACGAGGAGGCCCGUCCCUCGCAGCGCAAGCGGCAGUACGAGGACGAGUUCCUGCGCUUCUGCAAUGUCAUGCUGCACGACGUCGACAGGAAGAUCCAGAAGGGCAAGCAGCGCCUGCUGCUCAUGCAGCGGGAUCAGCCGAAUGCCCCGGCUCCGCUCAGCCGGCACCAGGAGCAGCUGGCCAACCUGAACGCGAGGAUCAGCAAGCUGCUCUCCGAGGCCGAGGAGGCGGGCAUUCGGGGCGACGUCGACCAGGCCCAGGAUCUGAUGACCCUCUGCGAGGAGCUGAAGGAGGAGAAGGAGCAGCUGGUGCAGCAGCACGAGGCCAAUAACAAGGCCAUCAGUGGGAUUAGUUUGAACAAGCCGGAGGAGCAACUGCCCAGCAGUCCGGGGGCCUCGAGUCCCAGCGAGGAGCCGCUAGCCACCCCACUUCCUGCCACCCCCGCCAGUGACGAGCCUCCGGAGGCUGCUCCCAGUUCUGCAGGAGAAGCCACUCCGGCGGAAGCGGGCGAGGGCGAGGCAACCGCUACAACCGCUGCAACCGAGGAUAAAGCAGACAAAAGCGAGAACAAAACGGCUGGCUGGUCGCACGACUCGCUGCCCGAGAAACAGAUGAAGGUGUGCGAGAUCUGCGGCGCCUUUCUGAUCGUCGGCGAUGCCCAGCAGCGGAUCGAGGACCAUUUGAUGGGCAAACAGCACUUGGGCUACUCCAAGCUGCGCAACGCCGUCGCCGAGAUCAACGAUGCGCGGCAGAAGGAGCGCGAGCAGGAGGAUCGACGGCGGCGCGAGGGUCGCGUUCAGCGCUUCCACUCCUACGACAACCGACGGGAGCCGCGCAACGAGUACCGAGAGCGAAGUCGCGACUACGUCCAGAAUCGCCAGCCCUCGGAUCGGCGUCACCAUCACCACAAGUCGCACCACAGCUCCCAUCACUCGUACUCGCGGAGUGGCGGCGGCGGAGGAGGUGGAGGCGGCGGUGGCAACCGAAGCAACCGGAGCCACCACAAUCACAAUCAUAAUCACUACCGCCACGACAGCCGCGAGCGACAUUGCCGCAGCCGGAGUCGCAGCCGCUACUAGAGACCAAAAAUAUAUGAAAACCAAGUGAAAAGCAAGCACCACAUAAGCAGAAAGUCAGGAGCAGUUCCCAAAGCCCCGCAAAAUAUAUAUACAUAUAUACGAUCAAGAUCUUCAGUAAGCAGCUGCUGCCUGGGCAAGAAACGGCAGCAUCGAGGUACCCCCCAAAAAAAAAAACAAAAAAUCAUUAACACAAUUUCCAAAAUAAUAUGUAUCAAAAAAAAACAGUUUAAAAGAAACAGUUUCCGAGCUGGCAGAUCGAGUGCGCUGAGGAGCCGCCAACUGAAGAACGGAACCCGAAAAUAUAUAGAAAUGAAUGAGAGGGAUAUAUAUAAAUGGAAAAAGAGAGAGAGAGAGAUAUAUAUAUAGAGAAAGAAGAACCAACCAGGUAACUUCUAUGCCACACCUCCCCACAUAAAUGUUUCUUCACGACAGACAAGGCGAAAUCCACUAUCCGAUAACCAGAAAUCCAGAAAUCAUCGAUCAUCAGCAACCAGCAAUCAGCUAUCGGCGAUCAACGAACGAUCAGUGAUCAGUGAUCAGAGAAUGAGAGAGAGAAGAGUGAAAGAGAAGGCAGAGAGAGACACUCGUGUAGAACUGUAUUAGGCAUGAUACAAUACAGACGAGGUGAAUUUCCAUUUCUCUCAUCUACUUAUAACUAUAUACUAUAUAACUCCAAUAUCCAUUACCCAUCCUUCGAUCAGUCUUGAUAUCGUAAUCGAGCGAACACGCGCGGGUUGUCAGUUAAUCAGUUAAUAAUAUUUAACCCUUCGAACCGUACAUAUAUACGAAUGUAUGGGCCGCUUUAGUUUUGUGUCCUCGCAGGAUCAGCUCCCUUUAUCCUCCCUGCCUGCGAGGACUUCAUAUGCCCCCUUAGUAACCCCUAGUUCCUAUCCACUAAUCCCCAUCACCCCCUAUUUUGUUUACUACGAUCACCUAGCAAAUUAAUCAAUUGAAUUGAACUCCCAUCGGGCAAGCAAAAGUUAAAAAAAAAAAACGUUUACGAAUGCAGAAUUAAGUAUAGUGUAACCAGUCAAUAAAAUUUGAUCGAUCGCCUGUAGUCAUGUAAAGAUGUUUUUAAUUAUGAAUUACGAUAUGAGUAAGGAUACAACAUUCUAUUGAGAGACUCGCAAUAAUUUUCUAAUAAAGAUCAAAGUAAAUUCCGAAAA